This is a messenger RNA of Ochlerotatus camptorhynchus, 893 nucleotides long. RefSeq names its product CCHC-type zinc finger nucleic acid binding protein (gene CNBP). The record is from RefSeq and is a predicted model, not a curated record. Bases 274 to 768 code for a protein of 164 amino acids. The transcript is spliced from 3 exons. Gene Ontology annotation, biological process: positive regulation of cytoplasmic translation. Lineage: Eukaryota; Metazoa; Arthropoda; Insecta; Diptera; Culicidae. Gene Ontology annotation, cellular component: cytoplasm. Gene Ontology annotation, molecular function: single-stranded RNA binding; mRNA binding; zinc ion binding.
AUUCGUGUUAAUUCCGUAAAAUUUUAUACGAAACGCAUAGCUUAACUGUCGUGAAACGAUUUGCGCUAAUUUUCACGGUGAAAACUGACCGAUUUGCGGGCUGAAAAUAACUUUGAAAAAUUGUGCUUCGUGUGGGCAGUGCGGAAAAUCGACAUUUUGAUUUUGUGCGUCGUGCUUCUAGCGAAAAAAAUUGUAGAGUGUGUGGUGUGGAGAGCGGAGCUAGAUUGUGGCAGGAACGGAUCUAAUCCUUUAGAGAACAGUUCGAGGAACAAAAUGUCUGGAAAUACGUGCUUCAAGUGUGACCGGCCGGGACACUACGCCCGCGAUUGCCAAAACGUUGGCGGAGGUGGUGGUCGUCCAGGCGGACCCCGGGACCGUCAGUUCGGCGGCGGCGGUGGUGGUGGUGGUGCCGGAGGUGGCGGCGGCGGACGUCGCGAGAAGUGCUACAAAUGCAACCAAAUGGGCCACUUUGCACGUGAUUGCAAGGAGGAUCUGGACCGGUGCUACCGCUGUAACGGAAGCGGCCACAUUGCCCGUGACUGCAGUCUCUCACCUGACGACUCUUGCUGUUACAACUGCAACCAGAGCGGUCAUCUGGCACGCAACUGCCCGGAGAAGAGCGACCGGGACAUGAACGUGUCCUGUUACAAUUGCAACAAGAGUGGUCACAUCUCGAGGAAUUGUCCCACCGGGGACAAGAGCUGCUACAGCUGUGGCAAAAUCGGUCACUUGAGUCGCGACUGCACAGAGAACAAGGGCCGCGAUUAGAAGUCGGGUUAUGCGUCGUCGUGGUGCGUCAGCAGCAGCAGCAGCAACAGUAUCACUGCAAACAACAAUAAUAACAACAACCACAACAACAACAUUGUCGGCAGCAGCAACGUUUUGAAUCACAG